Diversispora eburnea is the source of this 225-nucleotide messenger RNA. NCBI's taxonomy places the organism in Eukaryota, Fungi, Glomeromycota, Glomeromycetes, Diversisporales, Diversisporaceae. The record is from the annotation of a GenBank genome assembly.
AUGGAAGGCUUAAUGAGUCUUCAAAGAUUAUUGAUGCUUAUUAUAUCAUUGAUGACCGCUUGUCGUGGUGAAAUUCCUGUUACGAUCACAUCUGCAAAGACGAAUCCCUCAGCUCUAGGUGGCUUGGAUGGCUUGAUGAUUGAACUUGAAGACAAAACAAUUGAUUUAUCUGUUGCUUCUAGAAUUACUAAACUUAAUAAAUUAUUAACAGAAAAGAUUUAUUAA